AUGUGGGGGUACAAAUCCAUCAAUCGCACCGAGCAUGGUGACCCUCAUGCUCAUGACUUCAGCAAAGCAUCGAUCUACGAUAAUGAGCCUUAUCGGUUGAGUGUCGAACAGUGUGUUGAGUUAUACCAUACUGACCUUGAUAAUGGGUUGCAUGAGUCAAAAAUUGACAGCUUGAUCCAUCAGUAUGGCGCUAAUAAUUUAGGCGAUGACCACACUAUCUCCUACAUGGGGAUUCUUGCCCACCAACUUUUCAACGCCAUGGUACUUGUAUUAAUCAUCUCUAUGGUUAUUACCUUUUGCAUUAAAGAUUGGAUUUCCGCUGGGGUUAUUGCAUUUGUGGUAUUCAUCAAUGUGUUCGUCGGCUUUAUCCAAGAAAUUAAGGCCGAAAAAACCAUGGGGUCCUUGCGCUCAUUGAGCUCCCCUUCAGCUACCGUCAUUAGAAGUGGAAACACCUGCACCAUCAAUGCAGAAGAAUUGGUUCCUGGUGAUAUUGUCAAGAUUAGCGUGGGUGACACCAUUCCAGCGGAUUUGCGUUUGGCCAAUGGCAUAAAUUUUGAAACCGAUGAGGCUUUGUUAACCGGAGAGUCUUUACCAGUUGCUAAAAAUCCUGAAAAAGUUUAUAUGGGCGAAGAAGCUGUUCCUGUUGGUGAUCGCUUAAACAUUGCCUAUUCUUCUUCAGUGGUUACGAAAGGCCGUGCCACCGGAAUUGUCGUGGCCACCGGCUUGCACCAGGAAAUUGGGAAGAUCGCUGAUUCUUUGAAAUCAUCCGAUGAGGAUAUUAUUGUAAAACCAUCUGCUGAAAUAUCUACCUCAAAGGCUUUUGCUAAAACAUUCUUAAAUAUUAUCCAAAAUGUUUUGGGAACUAACGUGGGAACUCCAUUACAACGGAAAUUGUCUUGGAUGGCAAUCCUUCUUUUUUUUGUUGCAGUUGUCUUUGCAAUUAUUGUCAUGGCGUCACAUAAGAUGGUCGUCAAUACCACUGUCGCCAUUUAUGCCAUUUGUGUGGCCUUAUCAAUGAUUCCAUCAUCCCUUGUUGUGGUUUUGACUAUCACUAUGGCAGUUGGCGCUGAAGUCAUGGUUACCAAAAACGUUAUUGUUCGAAAGCUUGAUUCUCUUGAAGCAUUGGGAGGAAUCGAUGAUAUUUGUUCAGAUAAAACCGGGACAUUGACUUUAGGGAAAAUGAUUGUGAAAAAAGUUUGGGUCUCCACUGUUGGAACGUAUGUGGUGAACGAUUGUACCGAAGUUUAUGACCCAACGGUUGGCACAGUGGGGUUCCAUCCUGCUUCUCCAAAACAAAUUGAUGAGAUGAGCAAUAGACCAAAGUUUGAUUCCGAAGUGAGUUAUCCUAAUAUUUUUAGAAAAUGGAUAACUGCUGCAACCUUGGCUAAUGUGGCAUCAGUUUAUAAGAUUGAAGACAAAUGGGAAGCCCAGGGAGAUGCCACAGAAACUGCAAUUUGUGUGUUUACCAAGAGAUUAGGUUAUGAGAGGGCAGAAAUUAUUGAAUCACAAAAUUUGGAGCACUUGUCAGAAUUUCCUUUUGAUUCAUCGAUCAAGAGAAUGUCUUCAGUUUAUGGUACUGAAAAGGAAGCGACAGUUUAUACUAAGGGUGCAGUGGAACGGAUUCUUGAAAGAUGUGAUAAUUGGUACGGUACUGACCCACAACAAGAAACACUUGUGCCAUUAACUGCUGAUGAUAAGGCAUUGAUUGAAGAAAACAUGGACACCCUUUCCAAAGAAGGUCUUAGAGUGUUGGCAUUUGCAGAACGCUCAAUUGAUACCGCAGAAUCUCUUGAAGAUCGUGACACUGUUGAAUCGGGGCUCACAUUUCUUGGUUUGGUUGGUAUUUAUGAUCCUCCUCGUCCAGAAACCAAAGAUUCGGUUCGUCUUUGCCACAAUGCUGGAAUCAAUGUCCAUAUGUUGACAGGUGAUAUGUUGGGUACCGCCAGAGCCAUUGCCAAAGAAGUGGGGAUUCUCCCAUCGAACUUGUACCAUUAUUCUCAGGAAGUCAAAGAUGCUAUGUGUAUGACAGCCACCCAAUUUGAUGGACUCUCAAAUGAUGAAAUUGAUAGAUUACCAGUGUUGCCACUCGUUAUUGCUAGAUGUGCUCCCCAAACUAAAGUUCGUAUGAUUGAAGCUUUGCAUCGCCGCGGGAAAUUUUGUGCCAUGACUGGUGAUGGGGUGAAUGAUUCGCCAUCCUUGAAGAAAGCUGAUGUUGGGAUUGCUAUGGGUCUCAAUGGCUCAGAUGUUGCUAAGGAUGCUGCUGAUCUUGUGUUGACAGAUGAUAAUUUUGCCUCUAUCUUGCACGCUAUUGAAGAAGGUCGCCGAAUGUCCAGUAACAUUCAAAAAUUUGUUUUACAAUUGCUUGCUCAAAAUGUUGCCCAAGCGUUGUACUUGCUCGUGGGUUUGGCGUUUGUUGAUAGCGAAGGUUACUCAGUAUUCCCAUUAUCACCAGUUGAAGUGCUUUGGAUCAUUGUUGUGACUUCUUGUUUCCCAGCCAUGGGAUUGGGGCAAGAACAAGCCAGUGAUGAUAUUCUUGAGUUGCCACCAAACAAGAGAACAUUUACCAAAGAGUUGGUGAUUGAUAUGUUUGUUUACGGUGCCUGGAUGGCUCUUUGUUGCAUGGUUAUGUUUGUUUGCGUGAUUUAUGGCAUUGGAAAUGGCGAUUUGGGCGAAACUUGUAAUGUCAACAGUCAUGGGUGUGGUUUAGUGUUUGAAGGUCGUUCUACAGCAUUUGCCGGAUUCACUUGGUGUGCCUUAUUAUUGGCAUGGGAAUGCAUUCACAUGAGAUAUUCAUUCUUCAAUAUGAGACCCGAAUCCGAAGAUUCGUGGUAUGUUUCCUUGGCAAGAGAUCUUUGGGCAAACCAAUUUUUGUUAUGGUCAAUUGUUCUUGCUAGUGUUUCGGUGUUCCCAGUUAUUUAUAUUCCUGUUAUCAAUGAGAAGGUAUUUUUGCAUGGGCCAAUUGGACGCGAAUGGGGGAUUGCAGUAGCUCUCACUAUUGUAUUCCUCGUUGGGUGUGAGGGUUGGAAAUGGGCAAAGAGAGUUUACUUCAGAAGAAAAAGUCCAAGAAUAUAUAAGGAUAAGGAAAGUAUUGACCCAUUUUCUGAGUUUUCCAGCAUCAUGACUAAACUGGGAACUUCCAUUCAAAUGCAAAGAGAUAUCGCUUAG
Saccharomycopsis crataegensis is the source of this 3165-nucleotide messenger RNA. RefSeq names its product putative Na(+)-exporting P-type ATPase. The coding region runs from base 1 to 3165 and encodes 1054 amino acids. The transcript has 2 exons. NCBI's taxonomy places the organism in Eukaryota, Fungi, Ascomycota, Saccharomycetes, Ascoideales, Saccharomycopsidaceae. Gene Ontology annotation, biological process: monoatomic ion transmembrane transport; sodium ion transport; potassium ion transport. Gene Ontology annotation, cellular component: plasma membrane. The record is from RefSeq and is a predicted model, not a curated record. Gene Ontology annotation, molecular function: ATP hydrolysis activity; P-type potassium transmembrane transporter activity; P-type sodium transporter activity.